AUGGCAUUUCAGCCUACCCCGAUGGAUAUCUCCGUCAUCAUCACCAAUGCGGCUUUAGCCAAGCCCGGGAACUCAGAGCCCCGAUUCUUGACUGAACGUCGCAUCACUCCCACCUGGACGGUGAUGCAGGUUAAGGCAAAGCUAGAGACUAUGACAGGCAUCCCACCAGGCAGUCAGCGCCUGCGGGUGAAGGUGCCCGGUCGACCUGACCAAUGGGCUGAUGAAGACGAUCGCCUUAUUGGGGAUUGGGGAUUGGUGAAGGGGUCAGAAAUCGAGGUCAAUGACAGCCGUCCGCAAACCAUGCGGGCUAAUUUUACCGACCUUUCAUCAGUCGAGAAAUAUGUGCUGCCAACUGAAACAUACGAGGCCCGGUCGGAUUCUGUAUUGGCCUGGAAAAAGAACCAGAAAUUGGGGCGUUUUGAUCCUAAGGCCCCAUCGCCCGAAGAGGCUCUGCGCCACCAAGUUGAGAAAGAUCAAGCGGAGGUUCAAACGAGAGGAAUCGCUGUUGCUAAACGGGCUAUUAUUCUGCCUUCGUCUCCACCGCAUAUUCGACGCGGAACCAUUCGUUUCGUUGGACCUGUUCCGACUAUCCCGAUCACCGGUCCAGGUCGCGAGCUGCAGCAGAAUGCCGAACUUUCGGCAGAUCUCCAGCCAAUUUGGAUCGGGAUCGAACUUGAUGAGCCGAUGGGGAAGAAUGAUGGUAGUGUAGGUGGAAAACGCUACUUCGAGUGCCUCAGUAACAUGGGCGUCUUUGUGAAACCCGAAAAAGUCGAGAUUGGGGAGUUUCCCCCGUUGGGUCUAGAUGACGACCUGGAUGAUCUAAUGGAGGAGAUUUGA
Penicillium paradoxum is the source of this 837-nucleotide messenger RNA. Its product is annotated as TBCB family protein. Gene Ontology annotation, molecular function: microtubule plus-end binding. Bases 1 to 837 code for a protein of 278 amino acids. Lineage: Eukaryota; Fungi; Ascomycota; Eurotiomycetes; Eurotiales; Aspergillaceae. Gene Ontology annotation, biological process: cytoplasmic microtubule organization. Gene Ontology annotation, cellular component: cytoplasm; nucleus; microtubule plus-end. The transcript is spliced from 3 exons. The record is from RefSeq and is a predicted model, not a curated record.